UUUUGGAGGAUACAUACUGCCUACAACUUCAUCAGAAGGUUUGAAACAACGUCGUAAAUGAACGGAAAGAACCGAUCUCCAAGACCGAUCUUACCAACAGACGGAGGGGUAGAGCACUAAGACGCUUCAGAGCUGUGCAAUAGAACCACAGAACAAUGACGAGCGGCAACCUGCAGGGUGGAGGGGCUACUUCCUCAACCGAGAUUGACAUGCCGAUGCCACCCGCGACCUAUAACGCAGCGGACUACAGCGGACACACGAACCGGGAGAGUAUGUGCUUCACGUCCAACCCAAACGGGGCCAUGGAUACGAUCGAAGCCCACAACACCAUCUACCACAAGCCCACUCUCGACGGGCCGCAGACAGCUGGUAUUUUUGAUAAAGACCGCUUUACUUUCAUGUAGUAGCGGUGCGUGCUUGUGCUAGACGAAGACGUCGAGUCAGUCUAAAUGAAAUAACUUUGAUUUGAAUUUUGCUCGAUUUCCCAUCAGCCAUGGUCAUGGUGACAUGUACUACAUUUUCGGACUCGUUCGUUGUGGCGGAACCAGCUUUAUCACACAAAAAAUGUCAAUGUUGAUGUUCAAUUUUUUAAUCACAACUCAACUAUCAGGCUUGCUCGCGCGCUUCGAAGCUGGGCCCCGGCACAAGCGAUCGCAGAGCAGCAAGAUGAUCUUGAGCCACCUUCCAGCCGCCACCCCGGAGUAUACGAAGUACAACUAUUUGAAGCCCAGCGGGAUUGCCACCGGUUCGCAGGAAACGUUCAACUACCAUCCAACGUAGUGAAUUCUUUUUCUUCCUGUUCAUCCUUCUCGUUCAUAUAAUUUACAAGCUGUCGUGUCGUGCUCAUGUUUUUCCUGCUAGUGCUACUACGGCCUUGAAUGCCCAACAUAACGCUAGUACAUUCCAAAUCACAUUCACACUUAAUUUUUCAUCUCCUGGCUGCGGCGGACCGAGAUCGUCGGGUACGCGUACGCACAACCACAACUAUAACGAUAAUCAUCAAACCUUUAGUUUCGAAAAAGAACGCACAUCAUAUAAAAAAUGAUCUCUCCUUUAUCAGGUCUGACCUUCGGGACACGCGCUUCCACCGGGGGUUUCAGCGAAGGCACCAAACCGACAUCCGGCAGGACGCUCCGCGCUUGAACAGGGAGUAUACAGUGCAACAGGACCGAGACGCGCGGGACGAGAAGCGAGUAGAGGGGUGGAACAAUUACACACAGGACUACACGUUUAACCUGCUCAAUGGAGAAGGUAUUGUGAAAUUAAUACGGUGCUUCUUGUUCUCUAAGAUGUAUCAGAAGUACACCGAUUGCAGUGUGCAUGUGCAAAAUUGUGCUGUGAAACGGAAGUGUAGAGUUUUUUUUUUAAAGUGACAGAAAAAAAAAACACGCCCUGAAGAUUAUCCCAAACACCACCAAGGUCGGGGCCGGGAAGCGGAGUUCAAAUCGAUUGGAAAGCGCGUGAUAAACCCGGUGCACGAUCAUGCGGGGUGCUACGAAGAGCACGACCGCGAUCAGCGGAAUAGAGGCGUAAAUAUAGAAUUUUUUAAGGGGUGCCUGGCGUUAGGUUUUACAUCUGUGGUUCUUACGCGUACGCGUACUUCCUGUUUACUUUAGGAAAUGCAGUGCUCAACACAAGCACAACUUCAAUCUUCAAAAAUAAACAAAACAACAGCGUCAAUCCAUGAACCGGUUCUACGAGUAUCCACCGAUGCGACCAAGCGCCAACCGAGAAAACCAGAUCGUGUCGCAAGGGUUUAUCAAUAGCAAGCCAGAGACCGUCAUCAUCGGGUACGUAUGUUUUCUAUUGUUUUUGUUCGCGAUUUGGAAGAUGAGUCUCCUGCUGCUUGAGUAUACGCGCUUUCUGAGCGGAAACCAGACAAAUAAACCAGAACGCAAUAAAAACCAAAAUGCAAGAACUUCCACUUCAUAUGUAUGAAAAGAACGAUUAUCAUUAUUCCAGGUACAGUACGGACGCUGCGCCCCGGUUGAAAAUGAGGAGUCAAGGCGCGCAGGAUAACUUCGCGCACCUGCAGGACAGCUCUGGGGUACGGAACUUUGCGCCCCGAGGUGACAGGAACAAGUCCCAGAUAAUCUUUGGAUGAGUUGUCUGUUAAACGAGACAAAUUUUGCAUUUGUAGGUUUACAGAAGGAAGGAAAGUAAUGUACAACAAUCAUUUCAAAUUAAUCAGAAGCAGAACCUAGAAAGAGAAACUAACACCAGCACAAAAAAUGUACAAUUAUUUACAUCUAGUAAAGCUAAAGAUUGCCGCAGUAAUGUGCGUGUUUCAGUUUCUGUACUAUCACGGAAUCUUCAGAUAGUACACUUGCGAAAAGUAAACUAACAGUAAGUACCAUCCAGCUCAUCGUCCUCUUUGUAAUUAAAAGAAUCUUGUUGUUGUGACGUAAGUACCUUCUGACAUCCAGUUUAGUUGCAGCUUUCGUGUACAAAUUUUCAACUUUUCAAAGUCAAAAUUAAACACACCUCAAUGUAAAAAAACACAUCCCUGGAAAUAAAGCUUGAAAGAGCAAUUUUGCGUGUAGUGGAUGCCUAUGCCACGACGACGACGUAUGCUUCUAUGAUCAAGUUUGAUUGUAUGAUUUUUCCAACAUCACCAACACACUCCGUGCAACCCCGCAGUAAAAAAAAAGGAAAC
Messenger RNA from Amoebophrya sp. A120, 2656 nucleotides. The record is from the annotation of a GenBank genome assembly. Lineage: Eukaryota; Dinophyceae; Syndiniales; Amoebophryaceae.